Messenger RNA from Prunus mume (Japanese apricot), 558 nucleotides. The record is from RefSeq and is a predicted model, not a curated record. Lineage: Eukaryota; Viridiplantae; Streptophyta; Magnoliopsida; Rosales; Rosaceae.
AUGUGCAUCGACUUCACGAAUCUUAAUACAUCUUGCCCCAAGGACAAUUUCCUACUCCCCCGGAUCGACCAACUUGUCGACGCCAUCGUUGGGUUUGCAUUCCUCAGCUUCCUAGACGCCUACUCCGGAUACAACCAAAUUUGCAUGGAUCCCGCCGACGUUAAGGACACCACCUUCAUUACUAACCGAGGGCUAUACUACUACCGGGUCAUGCCCUUUGGACUUAAAAACGCUAGCACCACAUAUCAGCGAUUGAUAAACCGAAGGUUCGCACCGCUCCUGGGCCUGUCCAUUGAGGUAUAUGUGGAUGAUAUGCUUGUCAAAAGCCGCACAACCAGUCAGCACGUUAAUCGCCUGAUCGAAGUGUUCGCAAUCCUCUGCCAGUACAAGAUGAGACUGAAUCCAGCCAAAUGUGUGUUCGGCACGAUCAACCACCGCUUUCAUCUCGGCGUCGCGCUUCCCGGCCUCCUCCUACACCCGUCGGAGCUCGGCAACUCUGGCCACAUCCUUCUCAUGAUGGAUCAUGACGUGCCUGACCGCCCCAUAGUGCGAAAAUAG